UUAGAGGCGGAAAACAAGAAAAAUAAUAUUCUGAACCAAUGGACUGCAGACACAGUACAGGAGAUGACCAGAGACUGCAGACACAGUACAGGAAAUGACCAGAGACUGCAGACAGUACAGGAGACGACCAGAGACUGCAGACAUAGUACAGGAGAUGACCAGAGACUACGGACAGUACAGGAGAUGACCAGAGACUGCGGACACAGUACAGGAGAUGACCAGAGACUGCAGUCACAGUACAGGAGAUGACCAGAGACUGCAGACACAGUACAGGAGAUGACCAGAGACUGCAGACACAGUACAGGAGAUGACCAGAGACUGCAGACACAGUACAGGAGAUGACCAGAGACUGCGGACACAGUACAGGAGAUGACCAGAG
This is a messenger RNA of Staurois parvus, 379 nucleotides long. The record is from the annotation of a GenBank genome assembly. NCBI's taxonomy places the organism in Eukaryota, Metazoa, Chordata, Amphibia, Anura, Ranidae.